ACCUUUUAAGGACGGCCGACGGCUUUAUACGGCAAUAGUAAAUUUGUCUGACAGACUGUAGUCGGAUAUAGCCGACACCAGGUUCUACAUUGCCUCUGCACUGGUGCCGUCUAUAUCCGACACUGUAGAAAAAGUGUUGGGCUCCACAGACGACUGACGCGUUAUUCCGACACAAAAAAUGGAUGUUGUACCGCCGAGUGUCGGUUGAACCCGUCGUGUCGGAUAUAUCCGACACUCGUCUGCUAGCUAUAUCAUGGGUAGUACUGGCGUAUAGGUUAUGUUAUGAUGGCAGAAGACGGAAUUGCCGGCCCUUCCAGGCCUAAAAGAAGCAAAGUACAGUUGAAUAAUUAUUGUGGAUUAGAUCCUAAAGAAGCUGCUCACCUUCUGCAGCUUCUGAUUGAUGAAAACAGUGACAAUGAACUCGAAGAACCGUUUGCGGACAGUGGUAGUGAAUAUGAAUUGGAAAGUGAAUCGGAAGAAUCAGCUGACGAGGAAAAUAUCAUAGAUGAAGACAUCGUGGAUGAAGCCAAUGAAAUACCUAAUGAUAUUAGAGAUGACGAUGAUUCCCAAGAAGGUAAUCCAGGUGGUAAUGAAACGGAUCACAGUGACAUCAACAUUACAUGGACAAAAAAUAAUUUCCAACCUAUAUUACAUACAUUCAACAGCAGUUACAGCGGAAUACAGGGAGACGUCCUCAAUCAAGCUUCUAAAGAGAUUGAUUAUUUUUUCAAUCUUAUUACCGAGGAUGUAACUGAUCUGAUAAUUACUGAAACCAACCGGUAUGCACGACAGCAAGAUGAGAAAAAAUGGAAGGAUAUAGACUUGCCUGAGCUGUCUAUUUUUUUGGCUUUGACAAUGCUAAUGUCACGGAAUAAAAAACUUGAUAUGAAGGAAUAUUGGUCAAAAGAUCCGUUGCUAAAUUCUCCAAUAUUUGGUAAGCAAAUGCCCAGGGAUAGGUAUUUACAAAUCAAGAGAUGUCUGCAUUUCGCAGACAAUGAAAAUGCGCCAACUAACAACCGUCUAUACAAAAUAGAGACGCUGCUACAAAUGAUCAAAAAGAGACUUGCAGAUCUCUUCCAUCCGUUCCAAGACCUUGUCAUUGACGAGAGUAUGGUUCUAUUCAAAGGACGACUUAGUUUCAAACAAUAUAUAAAGACCAAACGACAUCGCUUUGGCAUCAAACUUUAUGUUCUGUGUGAUUGUGAAACGGGGAUAGUUCAGGACUUCGUGGUUUAUAUUGGACAGCAAACCAACAUUCAGGUAAGAGACGUGAAGGGACUUGGUUCUUCUGGGUCAGUGGUCGCCGCUUUGAUGGAUCCGUACUUACACAAAGGACAUUCGCUCUUCACAGACAAUUAUUAUAGUAGUCCGAUACUCUCUACUUAUCUUCAUGAAAAUGAAACUAACUCAAGUGGCACUGUUCGAGCAAACAGGAAACACAUGCCUGUCCUCAACUCAAAACUGAAGAAAGGAGAUAUUGAUUGGAGAUGCAGUGACAAAAUUCUGGUGAUGAAGUGGAAAGAUCGAAGAGAUGUCUCCAUGAUAACCACUAUGCACGAAAAUAAAAUGGUCAAUCUUGACAAAGUGGACAAGGUCACUGGAGAACCAGUCAAGAAGCCAUUAUGUGUGGUGGACUAUAAUGGGAAAAUGGGAGCUGUUGACCGGUCUGACAUGAUGAUAAGUAGCAUAGAAUGCAUGCGUAAAAGCAAUAAGUGGUACAAAAAGCUAUUUUAUCAUGUCAUGGACAUUUGUAUGCUGAAUUCCCAUGCGAUGUAUUCACUUAUAAAUCCAGAAAAGGUUCCUCUGGCUAAAUUCCAACUGAACCUUAUUCGACAGAUUCUCGAGAAAUAUUCUGCGACCCCCAUUGUCGCUCCACAGCAUGUUCGUGGAUUGGAUGUGGCGAGGCUUACAGGGAGGCAUUUUCCAGUUUUGGUGCCAGACACACCAAAAAGCAAAAACCCCUUGAGGAGAUGUAUAGUAUGUUCGCAGACGAAACUUGCACCGAAAAAAAGGAAGGAGUCCAGAUACAUGUGCAAAGAUUGCGAUGUUGGUUUGUGUGUGGUGCCAUGUUUCGCUACAUAUCAUACAAUGUCAAAGUUUUGAAUUGGUUGUGCAAUAAAAAUUAAUCUAAAUGAU
Photinus pyralis (common eastern firefly) is the source of this 2136-nucleotide messenger RNA. RefSeq names its product piggyBac transposable element-derived protein 4-like. The record is from RefSeq and is a predicted model, not a curated record. The transcript is spliced from 2 exons. The coding region runs from base 283 to 2103 and encodes 606 amino acids. Lineage: Eukaryota; Metazoa; Arthropoda; Insecta; Coleoptera; Lampyridae.